Molecule: messenger RNA, 4780 nt
Organism: Prinia subflava (tawny-flanked prinia)
Lineage: Eukaryota; Metazoa; Chordata; Aves; Passeriformes; Cisticolidae
Gene: WNT2
Product: Wnt family member 2
Exons: 5
Coding region: 315-1391 (358 amino acids)
Biological process (GO): neuron differentiation; multicellular organism development; cell fate commitment
Cellular component (GO): extracellular region
Molecular function (GO): cytokine activity; frizzled binding
Source: RefSeq, a predicted model, not a curated record
CAGUUUUGCCGUGACUGCAGGGAAGAGCUGGAUCGGGGCAAAGAUGAAGGAUGGGAGCGGGGCUGAACUCCAUGUCCUGAGGGAUUUGGUGCGGGGCGAGCCGAGAGGAAUCCAGAGCGACGCACCAGCCGGCAUCCCCCGCAUCCCGGCAGAGGAUCAGUAAGCCCCGCGGUCGCGCGUGGGGACGCGAAGGUGCUCGGCCCACGGGAAAGAAGUAGCCCUCAAGGUGCGUUUGCCCUUGCCUGUCCUUGUUGCUCCAUGGGAUUUCUUCUGCCCUCUGCAACUGACCUGAUGUGGACCGAAGCGUUUCUAACAUGAACUUUCUCCCUGGGAUCUGGUGGUCUCUUCCCUUGGUCUUGGUCUGGGCGACCCCACCAGUCACCUCCUCAUGGUGGUACAUGGGCGCCGUGGGCUCGUCGCGGGUGAUGUGCGACAACGUGCCGGGCCUGGUGAGCCGGCAGCGGCAGCUGUGCCGGCGGCACCCCGAGGCCAUGCUCUCCAUCGGCCGCGGCGUGGCCGCCUGGACGGCCGAGUGCCAGCACCAGUUCCGCCGGCACCGCUGGGACUGCAACGCCCUGGAGCGGGGGCAGCGCCUCCUCGGCCGCGUCCUGCUGCGCAGUAGUCGAGAAUCUGCUUUUGUACAUGCCAUCUCCUCUGCUGGAGUUGUUUUUGCCAUCACCAGGGCAUGUAGCCAAGGGGAGCUGAAAUCCUGCUCCUGUGAUCCUAAGAAGAAAGGCUCUGCCAAGGACAGCAAGGGCCAUUUUGACUGGGGUGGCUGCAGUGACAACAUUGACUAUGGCAUUAAAUUUGCCAGGGCCUUUGUGGAUGCCAAAGAACGGAAAGGAAAAGAUGCCAGGGCACUGAUGAACCUCCACAACAACAGAGCUGGAAGGAAGGCCGUGAAGAGGUUUUUGAAACAGGAGUGCAAAUGUCAUGGUGUGAGUGGAUCAUGCACUCUAAGGACCUGCUGGCUGGCCAUGGCAGACUUUAGAAAAACAGGAGAUUAUCUGUGGAAGAAAUACAAUGGAGCAAUUCAGGUGGUCAUGAAUCAAGAUGGCACGGGUUUCACUGUGGCUAAUAAGAAAUUUAAGAAGCCAACUAAGAAUGACCUGGUAUACUUUGAGAGCUCUCCAGACUACUGUAUCAGAGACAGGGAUGUAGGGUCCCUUGGGACAGCUGGCCGGGUGUGCAACCAGACGUCCCGUGGCAUGGACAGCUGUGAAGUGAUGUGCUGUGGGAGAGGCUACGACACCUCCCGCGUCAGCAGGAUGACAAAAUGCGAGUGCAAGUUCCACUGGUGCUGCGCUGUGCGCUGCCAGGACUGCCUGGAGGUAGUGGACAUCCACACGUGCAAGGCGCCAAAGAGCGCUGCCUGGAUCUCCCGGACAUGACCCGCACGCCACGGAUGCUGAGGAGCACAGCCUUUGCCCUUCCUGGCCCGUGCAGGGAAUGCAUCAGAGGACUGUUUUACUUUUAUGCCUGUUCUGCCUUUGUUGUUCAUUGCACAGGAGCUGCUGAAAAAUUGAUACAAACCCUGCAGCAUUUACUUUGCAUUUCUGCAUGAUAGUGUUGCUGCAGAGUUGUCUCCGCGUAAACUGAUGCAGCUCUGGAAGGAUAUACUUAUGCCAAGACUCUUCCAACACCAUGUAUCUCCUCCAGAAUCCUUGUGGCAAUUCAUUCCUGCCAUCAGGAACACAAGGAGAUACAAAAUAUGGCACUUUUACAAGAUCACCACCACCAACCCCAGGGGCUGGGCUUGCUCAAGCAUCUUCUGAAGGAUCUUGGGCAGGUCACAGUUGAGCCCUGGACACCAAAUGGCUCAGGAGUUUGAGCACUGGUUGAUUUCCCCAUGAAAGAAAAUUUGUGGCCAGAUUGGUGAAGAACUUUAGUGGAAGGGUGUUCAUCCCUGGUGGACUGGAGUUUCCAGUAAGGUGGCCACCUGAGGCCACCCUGGCCACCAUUAGCACACUGUGGUUUCCUGUGGGGCAGGAAUUGGCCCGUGGCCUAAACCAAAGGAAAUUGCAGGAAAUUUCAGCGACAACACUUUGAUGAACUAUUAGAGUCAAAGCAAAUAUCUUAGUUAUAUGUUUGUGAAAACUUGCCUUAAAAGCUUUUAAAAAGUAAUAUUAACUGCUGAGGAUUUUUUUCCUGACCUGAUGAAGGAUUGAAGAGAAUGGUUUUUCACCCUAGUGGAAGCUGGGUACAGGACACUCAACUACCUAAGGAUAAGGUUUUCUCAUAGUGGAAAAAUGUUUAUGAACAAUGAUGGGUAAGAAAAUACCAUGCCUCAGCAAUGAUGUGGAUUCUAAAGAAGUUAUCAGCUUUGAUGUUCUUUUAAAGUUAAUAAAUCUAUUAAAUGUGCUCAAAAUUAUACUUCCCAUUCAGAUGGGGACAUACAGAUUAGAUAUUUUCUGCAUAUUUUCUGCAAAAGCACGUGCCUGUGAUUCAGUGUGUAUUGGCUUGUGACAGAGGCAGUUAAGGUUGUGCCAGGUCCGUAUGCUGGGCUGGGAUCAGCACAAAACUACAAGCUGCUGUAAAGAUGUGCAGGCUUGUGAGGCCCAGAAAUUGCAGCCUUGGGGGAGAGGAACUGGGUGAGAGAGGGAUCAGCUGCCUCUCCUCAGGGCAGAGAUCAGCAACAGGAACCAAGAGAAGAAUGGGUUCUGUGCCAGUAAGUAUAAUAAGGCUCUGAAAAAGCACCCAUGAAGAGUAGAGACAGGCAAGGUAAUGAAAAAAUAACGCAAGAAAAAGAGGCUGAAUGAGUGAUAAAACACAUUGUAGAGGAAGGUAAAAUUUCCAUAUGAAAAUGAAAUAGACUGGAAGAAACCUAGCAGGUACAAACGGUGCAGGAAAAAGUAAUAUCGAAGUAGCUGACCAAGGCAAUAAAGUGAAUACUCUGGGUGUAUUUUGGUUUUGGAACUUUCUUAGAAGACUGUUUAAAAAGAAGGGGGACUGGCAUUAAGUGGUGUUGAGGGAGUCAUUUACAUCUGCAAGGCUUUCAAAAAAUUUUGUAUCAUUAAUAUGGGUAAUUCAUCUCCAGAAGGCACAGCUGGUGUUAAAAGAUUAGGAGGCUCCAGAAAGUUCUUUAUUUGGACAAUAAGAUAAUGUUUCAGUUACUGUAUAUGAAAUGAUCAUGGCCAGAGGUAACAAUAAUCCCAAUCCUGUCUAUAAACCAACUGCUGGUGGGACCAGCCCUGCCCACAUGUCUAUGCAAGUGCAGUGUGUGUAUAACGUGUAUGUAAGUACCCAUGGGCAGCUCAAGGGUUAUACUGCUGGCCUCUUCCUUGCUGCCAAUUCUGGCUCUGGGCUGGAUAAGGAAAAUUUCAUACUUAAUUGUAUUUAAAGGUGAGCUCCAAGGAGAAUUUUUAUUGGGAUUUCACUGUGAAAUUAAAUCCACAUGUAGUUCAUAGCCCCAGCAAUAUCAUACUUUAAGCCUUAAAGAAUUUAAAAGCAGUAUAAUAAAUUUUAACCUUUUAGAGCUAUUUUUUUUUUUAAGAUUUAAGGAGUCUGAGUAGUCUAAAAGAUUACUGAUUUAAUACAGCAGAAAAUAUUUCAAUGUUCUGGAAAAAAGAAAAAAGGCUCAUUCUUACAAGAGAACUUGUUCUAGGUAGUUGAAUGAAGGGUAAUGAAAUUAGAUCUCUUCUUAAAUCUGUUACUUGUUUAAUAUUUCAGAAAAUCAACUCACCUGAAUUCCACAGUCCCAGAUAAAGUGUUUUGGAGUCACUGUAUUAAAAGCAUAUUAACUUUUAUUCCCCAACCUGGUCCUCCUCCACUAAGGCACACCGUCCUGUUCCAAACCCUCCUCUGGGUCAGAGGCCUGUGGUUCCUGAAGGCUGGUCUGACCAGUAAGAGGGGGACACUGAGUCCCUUCUCAGUGUCCUUUGUCACCCUGGCCAGCAGCAAGCCCACCCAGGAGUGCACAGCUGGCGGAUGUUCCCAUUUCAGGCAUGUGCCAGAUCAAUAAGCUGUGCUGGUCAAAACCACUUCACCAGAGGAAACCCAGAAUAUUUCACAGCCUAACAACUGGGUAAGUGCUGAGCUGGCUGCUUACUUGGUACUUUUUUCUGUAUUUAUGUUUUUGGGUUUUUUUUUUUAAGAGCUCAAGGUAGACUUACAGUUUUAAGAUUUCUGCUGCCUCUUCCACAAAGAAAUGCACUCCCAGAAACGUUUGCUAUUUCUUAGUGGCAAAAGACACUCAGAGACAUCAAUGCUGCUAGGAAAGGCCCCUCUGUGAUCUUCAGCAAAUCCAACAAAGAAUAUGAGGGGAAAAAAAAGAGGAAACAAAAAAAGAAGAAACAGAAAUAGGCAUGGUAAAUGAAAUAAUACUGCAGUUUUGUUCAAUGGAAUAAAUUCACUAAUGUAUUUAGUCAUGAAGAGGAAACAGCUGUCUCUAGGUAGACAUUUUAGUGUCAGAAUGAUGUUAGCUGAGGCUAAAGGUUAUAGGCUUAUUUUUUAAAAUACACAGUCCAAUUUUCUUGAGGGAGUUCCCUUUAAUUUGCUGCAUGAACUCAGGCUCUAGCAGUGCCCUGAAACGCCGUUAGCCUGCCAAGCUUUUUGGGAUUGCUUCCUCCUCAGUAUUUUCAGCAAACUUUACCCUAAAAAUUGUGUUGCACUGUUAUAGGUGAAAUCUCGUAAAAAAUAGUUUAAUUAUUUUUACCACAUGGAAAAUGAGGAAUGACUUAGGAAUGGCGGUAUAUAUUAGGGCAUGUGGGCAUUGAAGCUUGAGAGAUUGCUGCUUUUUCUUUUCCUGGAAAAGUAUCUAAAACCAAUCUGUGCAUCCCAU